Oncorhynchus keta (chum salmon) is the source of this 8898-nucleotide messenger RNA. It is a transcript of the gene nrp1a, whose product is annotated as neuropilin 1a. The transcript is spliced from 19 exons. Gene Ontology annotation, biological process: axon guidance; angiogenesis; vascular endothelial growth factor signaling pathway. Bases 1348 to 4131 code for a protein of 927 amino acids. Gene Ontology annotation, cellular component: membrane. NCBI's taxonomy places the organism in Eukaryota, Metazoa, Chordata, Actinopteri, Salmoniformes, Salmonidae. The record is from RefSeq and is a predicted model, not a curated record. Gene Ontology annotation, molecular function: vascular endothelial growth factor receptor activity; semaphorin receptor activity.
UUGUUUAUCCUACUUCUUGGUCAAUAGGAAGUUCCAAACACACAGGAUUGAGUGCGCCCUACGCGCGCUCCCCAGCCCAGGUCUCAACAGUACUAGACACUUCAAGAUGCCGAUCAAAAUUACAUUUGAAUUUCAACACAUUCAACGUGAGCGCUUCAGAAGACUAAUAUCCUGUAAUGUAGAGAAUGAGUAAAAUGAUUGGCAGUUGUAAUGUCAGUGCUAAUGAUGCGGGUGUGUUCAGAUGUGUCCUACUCUAAUCCACUUUGUGACACAGAUCUAUGUACAGAGUCUAGUCUGGAGACUGCGACGGCAGUUUAAUCUGCAACUCGAUUGCCGAUGCAACCUCCUGGUAAAGGCGCGUGUGACUGGCUAGCUGGGUCUCGAGACGCCGGAGACUCCAAACCAGUCCUGUGUUCUCAGCAGCGCUACAGCAGCGGAAAACAGCAGUCAGAAACAAGAGUGGUGCGUGACGCGCAGUACAGAUACAGCAAUAAGGAAUCGGUCUACAUUCAAUUCAAUGCAUAAAAUCAAUCAAGGAUCUAUACAGGAGAUAUCUUCUCCAAUGCUGUGAUUUUUUUUGACUGGCUGUCUAUUACCGGCGCAGAGCUAUUCAUUGUCAGCGCAAAUCCCGUUUCCCUCACUUGUGACGGCGGAAAGGUGGCUGUCUAUGCACUGAGUUGAGUCUCGGAGAUAUCAGCAGCGGCUGCGUGCCUUUGAGCGGAGCGGAGGAGUUGCACUACAGGGCUGCCCCGGACCGGCCCCAGCGUAAGGUUGCAAACUUAAAAGCUAUUGAUUGACGAGUAAAAUAAUUGGAAAUUGACUAUCUCUCUCAUCACCUGUGUGAGACCUGUCCUUUCCUGUGGUGAUUUUGAUGUUUACCGAUUUGGGAAAGAAGUCCGCAGCAUUUGAUAGUGAGAAAGAGAGAGGGGUUACUGCCAGCCUGCCGACAGCAGCUUCGCUUCGAUAUCGGAUACAUAUGGGGUUGUGAGUGAGUCUACGUGACACAGGAGUUGAAACGGGAGUUGUUGGUGCUGGUGCCUGGGCUUUUUACUUCUUCCUUUGCUAGCUCCGAUGACUUGUGUGGAGGAAAUGGCAACGCCAGCGUUUGAGAGAGGAACUCAACUGGAAGAGGAGAGAGGAAACCGGAGCUGAAUGACAGGAUGCAGCAGACAACCUGAGACAUAUCCAGACACAUUUCAACUGCCUCAGUCAAGACACUUCUGCUGGUUUUCCUUCAGCCCCAAGCUUGAAAAUAAGGAAGACUAACACGGCCUGAAAACCUCAGGAGGAGUUUUAUUUAGGUUCGUUUUUUGUUUUUCCUAUUAAUAUUUUUAUAACAAAACAAGGAUGCAUUGUGGAUUAGUGCUGUUCCUCUUAAUGGAAAUCUUCUUCGUUGCUAAAGCUUUCAAAAAUGACAAGUGUGGGGACAACAUCAGAAUAACAAAUGCGAAUUACCUCACUUCACCUGGCUAUCCGGCAUCAUAUUUGCCAUCUCAGAAAUGCGUUUGGGUGAUUACAGCGCCUGGACCUCACCAGAGAAUUCUAAUCAACUUUAACCCGCAUUUUGAUCUCGAGGACAGAGAGUGCAAGUAUGACUAUGUGGAGGUACGUGACGGCGUGGACGAGAGUGGGCAGCUGGUGGGGAAGUACUGUGGGAAGAUCGCCCCGUCACCCGUGGUGUCUUCUGGGUACCAGCUCUACAUCAAGUUUGUGUCCGACUACGAGACCCAUGGAGCAGGCUUCUCCAUCCGCUACGAGGUCUUCAAAACAGGUCCGGAAUGUUCCAGGAACUUCACAUCGAACAAUGGGGUAAUAAAGUCACCUGGUUUUCCAGAGAAGUAUCCUAACAACCUGGACUGCACCUUCAUGAUCUUUGCCCCCAAGAUGUCCGAGAUCAUCCUGGAGUUUGAGAGCUUCGAGCUUGAGCCUGACACCACCCCUCCCACCGGGGUCUUCUGUCGAUACGAUAGGCUGGAGAUCUGGGACGGCUUCCCUGGAGUUGGUCCGUACAUUGGGCGGUACUGUGGUCAGAACACCCCAGGUCGUAUCACCUCCUACACGGGCAUCUUGGCACUGACAAUCAACACCGAUAGUGCCAUCGCCAAGGAAGGCUUCUCUGCCAACUUCACGGUGUUGGAGCGGACUGUGCCAGAGGAUUUUGACUGUACAGACCCAUUAGGUAUGGAAUCAGGGGAGAUAGCAUCAGAGCAGAUCGUAGCUUCUUCUCAGUACAACCCCGGCUGGUCCCCGGAGCGAGCCAGACUCAACUACUACGAGAACGCAUGGACACCAGGAGAGGACAACAACAAGGAGUGGAUACAGGUGGACUUGGGUUUCCUUCGGUUUGUGUCGGCCAUCGGAACACAGGGGGCCGUUUCCCAGGAGACCAGGAAAACCUACUGGAUCAAGUCCUACAAGGUGGAUGUCAGCUCUAACGGAGAAGACUGGAUCACACUAAAGGAGGGGUCAAAACAGAAGGUUUUCCAAGGGAACACCAACCCUACUGAUGUUGCCAGGACGAUGCUUCCCAAACCCACUCUCACCCGCUUCGUCCGGGUCCGGCCCGUUGCCUGGGAAAUGGGCAUCGCUCUGCGCUUCGAGGUGUACGGCUGUAAGAUAUCAGAGUACCCAUGUUCGGGCAUGCUGGGCAUGGUAUCAGGUCUGAUCACAGAUGCCCAGAUCACAGCUUCGUCCCACACUGACCGGAGCUGGGUUCCUGAGAACGCCCGCCUGCUGACCAGCCGCUCCGGGUGGACCCUGCUUCCCCAGCCCCAGCCCUUCUCCUCAGAGUGGCUACAGGUGGAUCUGGGGGAGGAGAAGCUGGUGAGAGGACUCAUCAUCCAGGGAGGGAAAUACAGAGAGAACAAGGUUUUCAUGAAGAAGUUCAGACUGGGAUACAGUAACAAUGAAUCUGAUUGGAAGAUGGUCCAGGACACUAAUGGCAACAAGCCAAAGAUUUUCGAGGGGAAUCAGAACUACGAUACACCAGAGCUGAGGACCGUGGAGCCCUUGCUGACACGCUACGUCAGGGUCUACCCAGAGAGGUCCACCCCUGCUGGAAUGGGCCUCCGACUCGAGCUCCUGGGCUGUGAGAUUGAAGCUCCCACUCCCCUCCCCACCACACUGGCAUCCACAACUCCGUCAGAUGAAUGUGAUGAUGACCAGGCCAGCUGCCACAGUGGAACAGGUGAUGACUACGAUGUGACAGGUGGGACCACAGCGCCAGAGGGCAAGACAGAGGUGGACACCAUCCCAGCGUUCCUGUGGUUUGCAUGUGACUUUGGCUGGGCCAACGACCCCUCGUUUUGCGGCUGGACCUCAGUGGACAGCGACUUCAGAUGGCAGAUACAGUCCAGCGGCACGCCCACGCUCAACACCGGACCCAACAUGGACCACACAGGCGGAUCCGGUAACUUCAUCUACACCCUAGCGACGGGCUCCCAGGAAACGGAGGUUGCUAGGCUGGUCAGUCCGGUGGUGACAGUUGGUCAGUCUGACCUGUGCGUGUCGUUCUGGUACCACAUGUUUGGCUCGCACAUUGGCACGUUGCACAUCAAACAGAGGAAGGAGACGGUCGAUGGCAUUGCUGACAUACUACUGUGGACCGUCAGCGGUCACCAGGGCAACCGCUGGAGAGAGGGACGCGUGCUAGUACCACACUCCAGUAAACCCUAUCAGGUGGUGAUUGAAGGGUUUGUGGAGAGGAAGAGUUGGGGUGACAUUGCUGUGGAUGAUAUCAAGAUCCUGGACAAUCUGAACAUGGCUGACUGCAAGGAUCCUGAUGUUCCUACAGAGCCCAUGCUGCCUGAAGACCGAUUUAAUGAAAUGAUUGUGGACAUCACAGACUUCCCUGACAUGAUGGAGAACAAUGAGAUCCUCAACGGUGUCAGUGGCGGUGCAGGCAACAUGCUGCAGACACUGGACCCCAUCCUCAUCACCAUCAUCGCUAUGAGUGCCCUGGGGGUCUUCCUGGGGGCCAUCUGUGGGGUCGUCCUCUACUGUGCCUGCUCACAUGGCCACAUGUCAGACAGGAACUUAUCCGCUCUGGAGAACUACAACUUUGAGCUGGUAGACGGAGUCAAGCUAAAGAAAGACAAACUCAACUCACAGAACUCAUACACAGAGGCGUGAGCGGGAAGUGAGAUGUGUGUGUGUGGGGAGUGUAGCAUUUUGUGCGUGUGCACAAGACUGUAGGCAUAGCCAAGACUCAAUGUGUGGCUGGGGCUAAAGGAACUGCUGGAGGCCUCUCAUUGGAGGAGGCCCAGGUUUAGGAACCAAUGGGAGGUUGUGAUUGAGCCAUUGCUUUUCUCAGGAGCUGCAGUAAUGGGAACCUACCAGUAGGAGACACUGUGUACAAAAUUAAAUACAGGAGGAAAAAAUAUGUACAGAUGAUUAGAUUAUUAUUUAAAUUGUUCAUUUUUACAAUCGGAUGCUGGUGUUGAGACCAAUUUAAUUAUCACAAUGUUUAAAGUAUUUAUCAUAUUCUGGGAGGAAACAUUUUUGUUACUAUAAUUAUUUUAAAUCAAAGUCAUGUUUGUGUUGAAGGAGAAGUAUCAAAACCCAAAAUUAACCAUAACUGACAAUAUUGUUGGUCAUACUGCACCAUGGUGGAGUAGCAGCAGGGUGUGCCCUCUGCCCCCCUGACCUCUGCCCCUGUCUACAUGUGUGGGUCAGAGGUUAAAGGUAAAGGUUGCACCCCUUGGCAGUAGAUGGUUCUGACAGUGCCUUUAAUACAUAUUUGUUGGUUUCCUUGUUGAUUUUGGAGAUUUUACAUCUCUUACGUUCUGACCACGUUGUGACAUCUAAAGCAGGGGCUUUAAAUUAGCUAAUAAUCAAGUCUGCAAAACAGGAUCCAAUCCCUCCAUGGUACUUUUCUCUCUCUGUCCCAGACCCACAUAUAAUUGUAUAUACGUUUUAAUAUAUUUUGAUUAUUUUAAAGAACAAAAAUGGAAAAAAAGCUGCAGUAUCCCUUUUUCCAAUGGGUUGUGUGUUGUAAAUACAAUCAUCUGCCUGUUGUUGUGAAGAGUGAAGUAUUUUGGUUUAAUGGUUUCAUUUCGAUCCGGCUCUGUGUGCUGUGUAAAGAUAGGCCAGUGCACAUUCAAAGAAGACAUGUUCUUGUUCUACAUCUUCUAGAUGCAAUCCGCUUCACGGCACCAUGGGGAGGACGAAGAAGUUACUGUAAACAGAAAAGGAAAAAAUAAAAACAGUUGUAUUCAUGUUACUAACUUCUACACACUAAUUAACAUAAGGCAGCCACACACCCCAUAUCCUUCUGUGGUCACAGGGUCUAUCAUCUCUCAUAUCAACUGCAGCAGUGGAAGAAGAUAUGUAUAAUGUCUGCCAGCAUACCAAAAAAACUAUUGCUUUAGCUUCAUGGGGUUGACCAGUGGCUUGUUAUUUCCAGCUACAUACAUCUGUGGAUUGUCAUACAAAAAAGUGCUAACUUUUACGACCAUGCACUUCGUUAUCCAACAUCUUAAUCCUCACUAGUGAGAUAUACUGAGGGGUGGAGGAUUACAUAUACUGGGGUGUAUCAAUGGUGCUAUCGCGUUCACACUGCAGACUAGAUGCUCAUAAUCAUAACAAUAACACAGUUUGGAUUGGAUUGUCACAUUCUGUACCCUACUACAAAUUAGUCGUGCCGUAAGGUUUAUGUGUAACAGCUAUACGCUGUGAUGUCAGGGCUGAUUUCAUUAGGAAGGGACGCUGGUACAGAGCUAAGUGGUUGAGUGAUGUCAUCAAGCAUGGCGAAUCAGGCCACUUGCCCUGUUGUCAUUACCAAAGGAUGAUUGGAUACCUCUUCUACUGGGGGAGGGGUUUGUUAUCAACACACUACUGCUACUGGACUGCAGCAUUUCAACCACAACCACCCCUUUUCAACAAAUGUUCACAGUAAAUGGACUUGGACUACUGGCAAAGUCAAGAGGGGAAGGUGGGUUGACUGUAGAAACAAUACUGUUCGAUGGUUCGUAUUAUUUCAGCUGAAGUUGCAUCAAUGUGAACUCUGAAAUCUCGAGUCUUGGAUUUCAGACUCACUUUACCAAUCAAUCUAGCUAUCAAUCCUUGUUUGGGCUGGAGAAGUAAGGGGAUCUGUAGUAAGGACUUAGUAAGAGGCUCACAGUAUCAGGUCUGAGGAGGACUUGACCUUUGGAAAUGUCCAGUGGAUUUUCUACAGCACAACCAUCAGAGAGACAUAAUGAUGUUGAACAGGGGGACAUCUGCUACAUCUGUGUGCUAUGUCGUGUGCUGUGGUGAACACAUUCUCAGCUUGGGUUAUGUUAAUUUCAGGUUUGAUUUCCCACUUUGCAAUGCUUACUGUUUUGUGCAUUCAGCUUCGAGGACAGUAGCCUCAGUCUGGUAACUAGAGAAAAUGGAUACUGUAGCGUGGAAACUAAAAAUAAACAAUGUUGCACUGAUAAAUAUAUUCAAUAAGGUUGUCAUUUGUAAACAAAAACAAAAACAGAAAAAACAGUGUUCGUUUUCUUUCUUAUUUUUAUAGUUUCAGAUUAUGUGAUAUAAUUCUGAAAUGUACAAAUUAUUGAGAUGUUUUCAUUAUUGAAAAAGGUACACAAAUUUCCUAUAGUAAUGUAGCCAUUGACCUGAAUUAUUAUUGCUUCGUUUUGUACUGUCAUUAACAUUUUGUGCAACUUCUUUUUACAAAAAAACGUGUAUUUUCAAUACUGCUUCUACUAUAUAAUUAAUUCUGUAAUUUGCUGUUGUAGGAAAAGAUGAAUAAACAGCAAGGCCUUAAAAAACUGAACAGAACAAUUGUUUUGGUAUUGUAGGGUUGUGGUUUAAACUACUGUUAUUGGAGUUGAACAUGCUGGUGGUUUGGGUGUGGGCUACUGUGAUGGUGUGCCGAUAAGAACACAGGAGGAGGAGGUACAUUUCAAAGGGAUUUCACCUGGUUUAUUUGGUAGGAUUGGAAGGGGUGAUUUAUUUAACAAGGUUCUGGAUGGUUGCUCUAUAAACAAGGGAAAAAACAUAUACUGUCGUCAUAAACUAAUAGAAUACAAAUAAAUGUAUACUACGUUAUUUACAGUGCCUUGCAAAAGUAUUCAUCUCCUAGGCUUUUUCCUAUUUUGUUGAAUUACAACCUGUAAAUAAAUAUAUUUUUAUUUGGAGAUCAUGUAAUGGACAUUACACAAAAUAGUUUAAAUUGGUGAAGUGAAAUUUAAAAAAAUAACUUGUUUCAAAAAAUUCUUAAAAAUAAAAAACUGAAAAUUGGUGCAUGCAUAUGUAUCCACCCCCUUUGAUAUGAAGCCCCUAAAUAAUAUCUGGUGCAACCAAUUACCUUCAGAAGUCACAUAAUAAGUUCAAUAAAGUCCACCUUUGUGCAUUCUAAGUGUCGCAUGAUCUGUCACAUGAUCUCAGUAUAUACACACCUGUUCUGAAAGGCCCCAGAGUCUGCAACACCACUAAGCAAGGGGCACCACCAAACAAGCAGCAUCAUGAAGACCAAGGAGCUCUCCAAACAGGUCAGGGACAAAGUUGUGAAGAAGUACAGAUCAGGGUUGGGUUAUAAAAUAAUAUCCGAAACUUUGAACAUCCCACGGAGCACCAUUAAAUCCAUUAUUAAAAAAUUGAAAGAAUAUGGCAUCACAACAAACCUGCCAAGAGAGGGCCGCCCACCAAUACUCACAGACCAGGCAACGAGGGAAUUAAUCAGAGAGGCAACAAAGAGACCAAAAGAUAACCCUGAAUGAGCUGCAAAGCUCCACAGCGGAGAUUGGAGUAUCUGUCCAUAGGACCACUUUAAGCCGUACACUUCACAGAGCUGGGCUUUACGGAAGAAUGGCAAUUAAAAAGCCAAUUGUUUAAAGAAAAAAAUAAGCAAACAUAUGGAAGAAGGUACUCUGGUCAGAUGAGACUAAAAUGUAGCUUUUUUGGCCAUCAAGGAAAGCGCUAUGUCUGGCGCAAACCCAACACCUCUCAUCACCCCGAGAACACCAGUGGUGGCAGCAUCAUGCUGUGGGGAUGUUUUUCCAUCGGCAGGGACUGGGAAACUGUUCAGAAUGGAUGGAAUGAUGGAUGGCGCUAAAUACAGGGAAAUUCUUGAGGGAAACCUGUUUCAGUCUUCCAGAGAUUUGAGACUGGGACGGAGGUUAACCUUCCAGCAGGACAAUGACCCUAAGCAUACAACUCAAGCAACACUCGAGUGGUUUAAGAGGAAACAUUUAUAUUUCUUGGAAUGGCCUAGUCAAAGCCCAGACCUCAAUCCAAGCUGUAGCAGUUUUGCCUUGAAGAAUGGGCAAAAAUCCCAGUGGCUAGAUGUGCCAAGUUUAUGGAGACAUUCCCCAAGAGACUUGCAACUGUAAUUGCUGCAAAAGGUGGCUCUACAAAGUAUUGACUUUGGGUGGGUGAAUAGUUAUGCACGCUCAAGUGUUCUGUUUUUUUUGUCUUAUUUCUUGUUUGUUUCACAAUAAAAACAUAUUUUGCAUCUUCAAAGUGAUUGUGUAAAUCAAAUGAUACAAACCCCCCAAAAAAUCAAUUUGAAUUCCAGGUUGUAAGGCAACAAAAUAGGAAAAAUGCCAAGGGGGUGAAUACUUUCACAAGCCACUGUACACUCCCCUACGUAUGCAUUUGGAUAGUGAGUCUAAAAUAAAAUAGAAUGUGUCUUUAUACUCCAGCAUUUUGGAUUUGAGAUCAAAAUGUUUCAUAUGACAGUACAUAACGUCACCUUUUAUUUGAGUGUUUUGCUCAUGCAUACAAUGCAUUCGGAAUGUAUUAAUUAAUACCCCUUGACUUUUUCCACAUUUUGCUCUGUUACAGGCUGAAUUUAAAAUGUAUUACAUUUAGAUUUGUUUUGUCACUGGCCUACACACAGCACCCAUAAUGUCAAAGUGGAAUUAUAUUUUUGAAAAUGUUUACAAAUUAAUUAAAAAUGAAAAGCUGAAA